Molecule: messenger RNA, 639 nt
Organism: Dipodomys ordii (Ord's kangaroo rat)
Lineage: Eukaryota; Metazoa; Chordata; Mammalia; Rodentia; Heteromyidae
Product: creatine kinase B-type-like
Exons: 3
Biological process (GO): phosphocreatine biosynthetic process
Molecular function (GO): creatine kinase activity
Source: RefSeq, a predicted model, not a curated record
CACCUGCGCGUCAUCUCCAUGCAAAAGGGGGGCAAAAUGAGGGAGGUGUUCACGCGCUUCUGCAAGGGCCUCACCCAGGAGGGGCUCCACAUCGAGAGCCUGUUCAAGGCCAGGAAAUACGAGUUCAUGUGGAACCCGCACCUGGGCUACAUCCUCACCUGCCCCUACAACCUGGGCACCGGGCUGCACGCGGGCGUGCACGACAAGCUGCCGCACCUGGGCAAGAACGAGAAGUUCCCCGAGGUGCUCAAGCGGCUCCGGCUCCAAAAGCGGGGAACAGGCGGGGUGGACACGGCCGCCGUGGGCGGCGUCUUCGACAUCUCCAACGCCGACCGCCUGGGCUUCUCGGAGGUGGAGCUGGUGCAGAUGGUGGUGGACGGCGUGAAGCUGCUCAUCGAGAUGGAGCAGCGGCUGGAGCAGAGCCAGACCCUUGACGACCUCAUGCCCGCCCAGAAGUGAGGCCGCCCGCCGCCCGCCGGCCGCUCCCGCUCGCUCCCUAACGCAUUGCCGGCCGCGCGCCGCACUCCCCUGCGCCCGCCGCCCCGGCCCAGCCCUCCGCCUUGCCGUAGACGCCCGGCGCCCGGGCAGAGUUUAUUUUUUGGAUGGCUAAGCUGUUGCUGAAAUAAACCAGGGUCUGGC